Messenger RNA from Choloepus didactylus (southern two-toed sloth), 4345 nucleotides. RefSeq names its product angiomotin like 2 (gene AMOTL2). NCBI's taxonomy places the organism in Eukaryota, Metazoa, Chordata, Mammalia, Pilosa, Megalonychidae. Bases 430 to 2754 code for a protein of 774 amino acids. The record is from RefSeq and is a predicted model, not a curated record. Gene Ontology annotation, biological process: actin cytoskeleton organization; angiogenesis; establishment of cell polarity involved in ameboidal cell migration. Gene Ontology annotation, cellular component: bicellular tight junction; cytoplasmic vesicle; plasma membrane. The transcript has 10 exons.
UCUCAGGUCGGGGAGGGGGGGCGCAGAAGAGGUCUAGGGACGCUGCCUCCAGUUCCAGUUGCAGGGCCUUGGGGGGUGGUUUGGUUAGAUGGGGGUUACAGGUGUCUUGGCCCCCCAACUAGCCCAAGAAUUCCUCUUUGUCUUCCUUGGAAAAUCCUCUCUGGAGCCACGAACCGGCUCUCACUUAGAAAGAAUGCAGCCUACCGUCCAGCCCGGUGACGUCAGCACUGGAGUAUUUGGAAAACAAAGAGGGCGAGGGAGGCGGAUCCAGGACGCUUAAAGAUCUCUCGCGGCCUCCGGCUGCCCUCGCCCGCUUGCUCCGGGGACAACGGCGGCCACCAGGUGCUCGUGGUUGGCCAGGAUUCCGGGUGCUCUGGGGCAAGGUGCUGCUGGCCAUUGUCCAGCCAGGCGUGUGCAAGGCAAGGAAGCAUGAGGACACUGGAAGAUUCCUCGGGGACAGUCCUGCACCGCCUCAUCCAGGAGCAGCUGCGCUAUGGCAACCUGACGGAGACACGCACGCUGCUGGCCAUCCAGCAGCAGGCCCUGCGGGGUGGCGCCGGGACUGGGGGCACGGGGAGCCCCCAGGCCUCCUUGGAGAUCUUAGCACCUGAGGACGGUCAGGUGCUGCAGCAGACCACGCGACAGGAACCCCAGGGCCAGGAGCACCAGGGCGGCGAGACCCACCUGGCAGAGAACACCCUCUACCGGCUGUGCCCACAGCCCAGCAAGGGCGAGGAGCUGCCCACCUAUGAGGAGGCCAAAGCCCACUCACAGUACUACGCGGCCCAGCAGGCUGGGCCCCGUCCACACGUCGCGGACCGGGAGCCACGAGGGGCCCCAGGAGGCAGUCGACAGCAGGACGAGGCCCUGCGGGAGCUGAGGCAUGGGCACGUGCGCUCCCUGAGUGAGCGGCUCCUGCAGCUGUCCCUGGAGAGGAAUGGAGCCCGGGCGCCCAGCCACAUGAGCUCCUCCCAUAGCUUCCCGCAGCUGGCCCGCAGCCAGCAGGUCCCCCUACCCAGGGGUCCCUCUGCUGAAGGCCUGGAACCCCGUGGACCCCCACCUCAGUACCCACACGUUGUACUCGCUCAUGAAACCGCCACUGCCGUCCCUGAUCUGCGGUUCCGUGCCCGUGGCAGCCCACACUUCCAGCACGCGGAAGUCAGGAUCUUGCAGGCCCAGGUGCCUCCUGUGUUCCUCCAGCAGCAGCAGUACCAGUAUUUGCAGCAACCCCAGGAGCACCCCCCACCCCCACACCCAGCUGCUCUGGGCCACAACCCCCUGGGCUACCUUGGUCCCCCGGGGGUGGAGGGAUCAGCAAGCGCCUCAGCCACCUCGGGCAGUGCCCACCUGGCCCAGAUGGAGACCGUGCUGCAGGAGAAUGCCAGGCUGCAGAGGAGCAACGAGAGGCUGCAGAGGGAACUGGAGAGCUUGGCAGAGAAGACUGGCUGCAUUGAGAAGCUGGAAAGUGAAAUCCAGCGGCUCUCUGAGGCCCAUGAGAGUCUGACGAGAGCAUCCUCCAAGCGUGAGGCUCUGGAGAAGACCAUGCGGAAUAAGAUGGACAGUGAAAUGAGGAGGCUGCAGGACUUCAACCGGGACCUUAGAGAGAGAUUGGAAUCUGCGAACCGCCGCCUGGCAAGCAAGACGCAGGAGGCCCAGGCAGGCAGUCAGGACAUGGUGGCCAAGCUGCUUGCUCAGAGCUAUGAGCAGCAGCAGGAGCAGGAGAAGCUGGAGCGGGAGAUGGCACUGCUGCGCAGUGCCAUCGAGGACCAGCGGCGGCGUGCGGAGCUGCUGGAGCAGGCGCUGAGCAAUGCGCAGGGCCGGGCAGCCCGGGCCGAGGAGGAGCUGCGCAAGAAGCAGGCCUACGUGGAGAAGGUGGAGCGGUUGCAGCAGGCGCUCGGGCAGCUGCAGGCUGCCUGCGAGAAGCGUGAGCAGCUGGAGCUACGGCUGCGGACACGCUUGGAGCAGGAACUCAAGGCCCUGCGUGCACAGCAGAGGCAGGCCGGCAGCCCCAGCCAUGGAAGUGGCAGUGGUGGGGCCCCGGAGCUCAGCGCCCUGCGGCUGUCAGAGCAACUGCGGGAGAAGGAGGAGCAGAUCCUGGCACUGGAGGCCGAUAUGACCAAGUGGGAGCAGAAGUAUUUGGAGGAGCGUGCCAUGAGGCAGUUUGCCAUGGAUGCAGCGGCCACGGCCGCUGCCCAGCGUGACACCACUCUCAUCCGACAUUCCCCACAGCCCUCGCCCAGCAGCAGCUUCAACGAGGGUCUGUUUGCUGGCGGCCACAGGCACCAGGAGAUGGAGAGCAGGUUAAAGGUGCUCCAUGCCCAGAUCCUGGAGAAGGAUGCAGUGAUCAAGGUUCUUCAGCAACGCUCCAGGAAAGACCCUGGCAAGGCCACCCAGGGGUCCCUGCGGCCCGCCAAAUCUGUGCCAUCUAUCUUCUCAGCUGCAGCAACAGGGACCCAGGGCUGGCAAGGGCUCACUGGUGAGCGCCAGUCAGAUGCCCCUGCCCGGCUGGCUCCAGUGGAGAGGGCCCCCGUGGAGGAGCCAGUGGCCACAACUCCCCUCCCUGCCCAUGCCAAACAUGGGAGCAAAGAUGGGAGCACCCAGACCGACAGCCCACCAGACAGCACCCCUGCCUGUCUGGUGCUGGAGCCCGACAACCUUCUGGGGUGCAGCAGUGGCCAGAGGACAGCCUCACUGGACUCUGUAGCUACAUCCAGAGUCCAGGACUUGUCAGAUAUGGUGGAGAUAUUGAUCUGAAGGAGGUGGUGCUUCGGAGACUCUGAACCAUCUCCUGCCCUCCUCUGCCUCUGCCACUCUCGGCCAUUCCAGCAGCUUCCUCCAGUUGCUGCUUCCCCACUUUCCCCAGCCAGGCACUCAUGCCCAUUGACCAUCUGGUCCAGGAGCUCGAGAAGGAGGGCUACAGAGGAAAGGGGAGCUGUGAGAGCAACAGCAUCCUAGAAGAUUCUGCUUCCUCCCAGGCCUAUGGAGAACAAGGAUUCAACCUGUGCCUGCUGCUUGAGGCUUGCUGCUAGGGUAGCAAGUGAAAGUGCCGGAGGGAGCUGAGCCCCCUCUGUGCCCCCGGAGUUGGCACUUGGGCAGGAAGGAAGGGGGUAUAUUGGUUUGGGGGACUGAUUUCCAAGGAUGGCUACUCAUGGACCAGGUGGGCUGGUUCUUAUAUAUGUUUAUUCCCAUGUUUCCUCAACUUUUUUUUUUUUUUAAUUUGCAUUUGUUGAUUUCCUCUGGCUAAGUGGGGUCCCAGCCAACUUCAUCUGUUCUUCAAUUCCUCACUGCCUCCUUGGAGUCACUGACAUGAAUCUUUUGAGGACUAUUGGGAGCAUUUGACUUGCCAAAGCCACAGCCUCACCCCUCACUUGGAUUGGGUUUGGGGCCACUUAAGUGGACUGGGUGAUGCUGUGCAGUUUGUAUAUAAAUCCCUUUCUUGAGGAACAGAAGAUGGAGGCAUUCUGGUUCAGAUUUGUCCCCUUACGCCCUCCCGACCCUACUGCCAUGGUUCCUGUAACUUCUGACUGGCCUCCCAGUUAUUUUCCUUCUUAAGCUCCUGGCCCAUGGAUUGGUGCUGGUUGAUUCACGGGAUAUUGGCUGUCUUCUUUUCCUCCAUCUCGAGUCCUGUAUUAAACACCCAUGGAAUCUCCAUCACCAGCCUCUGAAAAUGGCUCCCCAGCUCCUGUCCCUGGACAUCCUUUCCCUUUGGUUGUGAACCCUGAGCCAGAAGAGAUGAACCACCCCACACAAACAUCUGUUGUGCCCACAGGUGGGCCACGGUGGCCCUCCCACCACCAGGUCUCUCUGAGGAAACCGGAGACGUCUUGUUCUCAGAGGUAUCUGUUUCCACCUGGAGGAAUUGGGAGAGGGUGCUGUACUGUUACAGACUGGUCAGUGAGCUACAGGAUGUGACUUAGUCCUCAGAAUGGAGCCUCCUCACAAAAUGGCACCCGUGGGGCUGGCCCCUCAGACUUCCCGGGAGCCGUGCCCUGAAGCAGGGCCAGAUACUUCGGACUCGGGGUGAAGCGCCCCACAUGGCAGCCUGCCAGCAGCAGUGAACUUUGACUUCUGGUCUUAAAGAGUCUCCCAACUCAGUCCCAGGAGCAAUUGGUGGGUUUUAGCAAUUUGUCUUGACUGUUUUUAGUUCUCCUUGAAUCUCUGGUUUUUCCUUUAUUGUUUUUAGGUUCUUGUAUAUGUUUAUUUCCAUGGUUCCUCAACUUUUUUUUUUUAAACAUUUGCAUUUGCUGGACAACUGCAUAUUUUUUUAAAUUCCCUAUCCCUUUUUAAAGCUGAAAAAUAUGUUUGGUUCAUGUGCGUUGUUUACAAAGCCAAAAAAAAAAAAAAA